Molecule: messenger RNA, 1332 nt
Organism: Bipolaris maydis ATCC 48331
Lineage: Eukaryota; Fungi; Ascomycota; Dothideomycetes; Pleosporales; Pleosporaceae
Source: RefSeq, a predicted model, not a curated record
AUGGCCUAUGUUCUCGAGCACGUUUUGCAAUACCCCGGCAGCUAUGACAUUCCCCUCAAGACCAUGUACGAGCUGAAUCGCGUGGACCGAGCUCACCCUCUCCCCAAGAACCCAUCUAGGUCUGGCAGCACAUCCCCCGUCAAUGGCCAGUUUGCCUGGAACAGCGCUGAAGCUGCGACCAUGAGCUUCACCUCAUCCCUUAUGAACCAACUCAAGGCCCUGCCUACACGAACCAGCGCCCUGCCCCCCGCCUUCAUCGUCAACUUUGUCACCCGUACCUUCAUGCCCGACCCUUCGGAAGUCGACUGGAGCCAGGCCUUGACCGCCCUCGAUUACCUCAAAGACCUCGAGACCCGCCGCCGCCGCGAAAUGGCGACUACUUUUGAAGCUCUCGACGUCCACAGGGACACGUGGGAAGCCGACAUGGCCCGUGUUGCGGAGACGGCUCCGGGCAUUGCUCUGUGGAUCAACAACCUUGAGGGCAAGAACCAGAAAGCCGAGUCAUAUUAUGCCCAAAUCUGGCUCGGUCUUCGUCGAUGGAUUAUGAUCAACCACCUUUCAGACGAUGAGUUCAGCAAGCUCAAUUGCAUCAGCUACCUCAACACUCUGUUUCCUCCUGUCCAUAGCCAGAUGAAACUGCCUUCCCAAUAUCUGGACCAUGAGGUUCUCAGGGAAGAGCGCCAAGUUUUCUUCGACAUGAUUAGUCAGGUACAGAGAAGGGGCCCAGACGUGCUGCUUCCAUUGAUCAACCGGGACAAGCGCCCCGAAGACGCUACUGGCUGGCCCUCUGUUCAGCGCAUCGUCGACAAGUACCUUCGUGUAGCCCAAAACAUGAUCCAGGACUGCAUAUCAACACACGGCCCAGAGUCGUUUGACCGAUACAUGAAUGGUCCCGGAAAAGAGAAGAAGCACGACUCCGGCGUGAGCUUUGGCUCUGAGCGCAGGCCGAGCGUAGGCUCGAGCGUGUAUGAAAAGCCUGCGGCUGAGCCUGUUCCAAACUAUGCAACCUCGAUCAAAGGGCCCAGCAAGUUGGAGAGAAUCACCCGCGAGUUCAAGCGCAUGCGCGUCAAGCCUCGCCCUGAAGUCGAAGAGAUUACCCGCAUCAAGGAACGAAGCGCUGCCGACUACGUACCCCAAACUGGCGAGAAUGCCGGUAAGAAAUCACUCAAAAAGGCACGGUCGCUGGCAAGCCUCAGAUUCGGCAACGGCAGCUCCGCCUCACUUUCGAGCCGAAAGGGUAGUGAUGCCAUGCCCUUUGACGCAGAAGAGAUGAAGAAGCACCGCUUGAUGUACGAGGCCUCAGUCAGUAAGAAGACCAAUGGCCAAAACUAG